This is a messenger RNA of Plasmodium vinckei vinckei, 3450 nucleotides long. Its product is annotated as conserved Plasmodium protein, unknown function. Lineage: Eukaryota; Apicomplexa; Aconoidasida; Haemosporida; Plasmodiidae. The transcript has 5 exons. The coding region runs from base 1 to 3450 and encodes 1149 amino acids. The record is from RefSeq and is a predicted model, not a curated record.
AUGGAAGUUGAUUGGAAAGAAACUUUUGAAGAAAUAGUAAUAUCUUUAAAACAUGAAAAAAAAACAAAAGGUACUUUGUUUGAAACUGCUAUUUAUAAUAAUACCUAUUUAGAUACGAAUUGUUAUGAAUUUGAAAAAAAUAUUUUAAUAACAGAAGUAUAUAUAAAAAUCGUUCAUAAUAAUAACACAAUAAAUUUAGACUUAUAUGAUAAAAUAAGUGUUAAAAAAGAAGAUAUACAAAUAAAAAAUAAUAAUCAAUACAUAAUUUUAAUUUUAAAAAAAAAGGAAAAAAAAUUAUGGGGGCAUCUAUAUUUCUUUUCUAUGUUUGUAACCUAUAAAAAUUAUGUAUACCCAAACUUAUUAAAAUGCACAAAAGAAGAAAAAGAUAAAAUUAUUUCACUAGAACAAAAAUUCAAAACUUUAAUUAAUAACAGAAGAAUUCAAAGUAUAGACCACCUUAAAAAAAUAUUAAAAAAAAAUAAGCUACAUAACGACGAUUUUUAUAAACAAUUGAAAGAUGAUGCACAAAAAAUACAAUGGGAAUUAGAAAAAAAAAAAAUUGAGGAUUUUAAAAUUCAAAAAGAAUCUGUAAAAAAAAGAGCAGUAGAUACAAUUUAUGAAGAACUCGACGAGAAAAAUGAAGCAGAAAGUGUCUUAUAUAGCGAAAUAGACAAUAACCAAAACAAGCCUAGAAAAAUUGAAUCAUUAUUUCUAGGAAAUGAUAACACAAAUAAAGUAAUAAAGUUAAAUUUUACGGAACUAAAAACGAAUCAACGUCCAGCAAGAGAAUCCAGAAAUUUAAAAAAACCCUUAGCAAAUUACUCAUCAACAAAAAAUUUCUUUUUGAUUGUGCUAAUUGAAAAAGCUAAGAAACUUUUUUUUAAAAACUCCGAUUUUUCAAGUUCCCUUGAGACAUUGAAAUCAGUAAAGGAUAAUAUUCAAUCAGGUGCAGAACUAAUCUUGAACGAACACAUAAAAGUUUUAAGCAAUUUAUCCUUAUUAUAUCUCUUAAAAAAUGAUAUAAAUAAUUGCAUUGAUUGCUGUGAUAAAUGUGUAGACUUAAUAAAUGAAGAAAUUAAAAAUUACGACACUGAAGAUGCAUAUAUUGAUGAAGAUACAAUUAAAAAUAUUACACCAUCUAAAAUAAUAAAUUCAUUAGAUGAUAUUAAAAGCAAAAAUUAUAUUCAGUAUUUGUACAUUAUAUAUGCUAUUGUUGUUGUAAGAAAAAUAUAUGCUAUGAUAAAAAAAAGAGAAGUUAUAGAAGAGGUAGAAAAAUGUUUUAACUCCAUAAAGGAUAUAAAAAAGUUUAUACCUCGUUACUUUUAUCAAAAUAUAGAAAAUGAUAUUUUCAACUUACAAAAUUCUUAUUCAUUAGACACUUUGCUCCGUGCUCAAGUAUCUGGAAUUGACGAAAUAAAGGAGCACCUACUAAAAAUAAAUAAUCUAAUCGAUGAUAAAAGGAUACCACAAGAUGCGUCUUUAAAUUUUUACAUAUACCUGAAAAGAUCAUUUUAUUUAAAAAAUCUAAAUAUGUUUUAUACAAAUAUUAUAAAUAUAUUUUUAACACUUUUUUGCAUUAUAGAUAAACAAAACAAAAUAUAUAGCUUUUUAUAUAAUGUCGAUGGAUUCAACCUGACACAAUUUUUACUUGAUAUAUUCGAGUAUAUUUUGUUACUAAAAAAUAAUAGUAUUCUUUCAUCAAAGGUUGUAGAAAUGGAAAAUUUAAGAAACCAAGUAAAGGAUAAUCAAAUAUAUCAAUCAAACUACCAUAUAAUCAAUGAGGAAAUUAUUUCUGUUUUAAAAAUUUUACUAACACAAGAUUAUCACAGUGAAUUCCAAUCAGCUUUAAUUAGCAGCAUAGCGUUAAACAAAAUUAUGAACUUAUUUAUAAAUAAAAAUGAUGACGAAAUAUGCAAAAAGGGAGAGAUUCAUAAUAAUGAUCAUAUCUCAAUAAAUGAACAAAAUGAGCAACCUCAAGGAAAUGAUGAGACAAAUCAAAAUACAAUAAUGGAUACAUCGCAAAAAAUUUCAUUAUCGUAUUCAAAUAUUUAUUUCAAAAAUAUUUUAUAUAAAAUAAAAAAAAAAAAUGUAACGAUGAAAAAUGUAAAAUAUCCCAGUUUGAAAACAAACAAUUUGGAUAUAGAAAUAUAUUCAAACGAUGAAAAUUAUAGGAAAAAGUUAGAAAAUAUGUCUGAACUUUUAAAAGUCAAUAUAGCAAUAAAAAUUAUAAAAACAAUAUGCUAUUCAUUAAAUUUGAUACAAAAAAUAUAUAAAGAAAGUGUACCAGAUAAAAUUCAUUUACGAAAUGUUAUGCAUGUCUUAUUAAUAGAUCUUUCUUACUCUAUUUGGAAAUCAAAUAAUUUAUCUAAAACUGAAAAUAUCGUCAGUCUUUUAUUUUUGUACCUUAAUUUUUCUUUUAUUUAUAAAUAUGAGACUAAUGAAUUUAUUAUUGAUACGCAUUUUAAAAAAAAAGAGAACUCAAACAAUUUUAUGAUGUUAAAGGGUAUACAAUCGGAAAAUCAUGAUACUAACACUGGUGAAAAUAUUUCUACGGAUUAUAUAAAGCAUAUUGUAGAGCAAACAUUUAUUCAUAAUUUUUUUGCUGAUUAUAAAAAGUACAUAGAAUCCGAGAAAAAAAAAGAACAACCUAAAAAAACACAAACAUCGCAUUGCUACAACCAUAACAAAAUGAUCUUAAAUACGUUGUAUUUAAUUAAAAAAAUAAAAAAUAAUAUAAACAAAAGAAAAAAAAAUAUCAAAAUUAUCGAUAUUAAAAGAAAAUUUCUCAAUAAUAAAUUUCCAGAAGAAAUAUAUCAUCAAAUAAUCCCUUUUUUGAAUAAUCAAAGUUAUUAUCUUAUUUCGAUUCAAUAUAGCAUAUUACUAUUAAGUUAUAAUUACAAAUUCACAAUUACAUCCUCAUUUAGUUUAGAAUAUCUUAGCGUUUUAAAAAAGUAUUUUACUAUGUCUUUUUUUCUUAAAAAUGACCAAAAAAAGGAUGCAGAUAUGGAUAAAAAUAUACCUAUAAUAUAUCAGUAUCUUCUGAAAAAACAUUUAUCAUAUUUUACGCAACCGUGUUCCAUUCAUUUUAAAAACAAAAAGCGAGGCACAUUUUUACAACAAUAUAAUACAGAAAAUUCUGAAAAAUACUUAAUUUCAUAUAUCCAAUCAGUUAUACGAAAAUACAAAAAGCUUACGAGAUAUAUGGAUGUUUUGGCUCUUGAUUUUCAUAUGUUAAAUUGCUUCUUACAAUUUAGCGAGCAAAAUUUAUCCCCUCAUUCAUUGAUUAAUAAAGAAAACCCAGAUUUAUGCUAUUUUGAUCAUAAAAUGAUACAAGAAAAUUCAUUUGAAGCAUUUAGCAAAUGCAACUUUAAAGAUGUUGUUAAGUAUUAUUUCAUGAAAUUCUUAAAGGUGAAGAUUAUUAUUUUAAAUACGAAAUCCUUUCCUUAUUAA